AUGACCCAACAAACCGAGGAGGAUGCGCCAUUGAGCGAGACGACGACUCCGCCGACAACCCCCGUCACUGUCAAGAAAUCUGCUCUCUGCGGGUGAGAAAUUCGAAAAAAUCUUUUAAAAAAUUAUCAAAACGAUUGAUUUCAGAUCUUGUGAAUGCGACAUCGAGAGAUCUUCGCUCGAGGAGGAAGCGCUGGCCGCCGUCCAGGAGCAUGCGUUUGCAGUCUCCGCGAUCGGAGUCAGCGAGAUGCUGCCACGUACUUCGCAGCUCGUCUUCAUCAAUGUGGCCACUCUCGAGAACCACACGCAUUGCAUUGAGCUCACUCGUAAUGAGCGCCUGUCUUUUUCUGAAAAAGUAGUCGACAUCUUCCAGAAAAAGGCUGGCGUGUGGCCUCUCAUCGCAACGACUGCAUGAACGGCGACUUCCGUCAACUGGAAAUCCACACCAAGUACUUCGAAUCUCUUCAUUCUCUUCUCACUGAAAUCUCUCCGCUUUAUCGGUACAUUCGUCCUUCUUUUGUCUGCAUAAAUUGAAUUUUCAGCGAGAAGUUCGGACAGCAACUGAUGGCGAAGUUGAACGAGUUGAAGGAGGAGCAAAGCAAAAUGGAAGAAUGA
Messenger RNA from Caenorhabditis sp. 36 PRJEB53466, 612 nucleotides. NCBI's taxonomy places the organism in Eukaryota, Metazoa, Nematoda, Chromadorea, Rhabditida, Rhabditidae. The record is from the annotation of a GenBank genome assembly.